AUGUCGGUUCUCUUCGCAAUCGGCUCCAACGGUUCCGGUCAGCUCGGCAUCGGCCACAAGGAAGAUGUCUCCGUCCCCAAGCAGGUCAUCUUCUUCCCAGACCAUCCCGACUCUCCUGUGGCCAAGAUAGCGGCGGGCGGAAAUCAUACGCUGCUUCUCACACAAACCGGGGAGCUUUAUUGGAGCGGAGACGCCACGAGCGGAGCUUGUGGUCUAACGUCCACUGCAGAGACCAAUGAGCCAGUCUUCCAGCGAGUCCAGCUGAGCAAGGAAGGGCAGGAGAGCGCCUCGGGCACGACAGACUUGAUCGCUGCGACUUGGGAGGCUUCGUUCGUCGUUCAAAAGGAUGGCGAGGGGAAAAUGACGAAGAUGUACAGCUUCGGUGCUGGACAGAAGGGUGAGCUGGGUCUUGGCGAACUGCUUGUCCGUUCCCCGUCUGCCACCCUCUUCAAGGAGUUCCCGCCAGCUGGAACUGAGGUUGUAGACGUGGCGGCUUGUAUGGGUCACGUCGUAGCGGUUCUUAGCAACGGCGACGCUUAUGCAUGGGGCAAUAUUCGCAAGGGUCAGGGUGGAAGCCCCGAGGCUGUCGUUCACUCGCCACGAAAGAUUGAAGGCGUCGACUUCAAGGUUGCCAGAGCUGUUUGUGGAAAGGACUUUACGUGUUUGUUCGGAGCCCCAGAGACAGGCAAGCUACAGGUUAUGGGAUCCGAUAAGUGGAAUAUUCAAUCCUCCGCCCCAGAGUCUGUGCCCGAAUGGACGGAUGUUGGCGCCAGCUGGGGCAACGUCUACGUCUUGACGAAGGAGGGUCAGCUUCUUGCAUGGGGAAGAAACGACCAUGGACAGCUGCCGCCCCCGAACCUACCCAAGCUAUCCAAAAUCGCUAUUGGCAGCGAGCACGUCAUCGCGUUCACAGAAAAGGGCGACGUGUUCGCCUGGGGGUGGGGUGAGCACGGCAAUUGCGGUCCACAGGUCGAAAACAACGACGUCAAGGGACGGUGGAAUGUCAUUGCAUCAUCAAGGUUCAUCCCGCCUGGUUCACAGAUUGCGGCUAUUGGCGCAGGUUGUGCGACUAGCUGGGUGACCAUCAUCACCGGUUGA
Messenger RNA from Colletotrichum spaethianum, 1098 nucleotides. RefSeq names its product receptor expression-enhancing protein 4. The record is from RefSeq and is a predicted model, not a curated record. Lineage: Eukaryota; Fungi; Ascomycota; Sordariomycetes; Glomerellales; Glomerellaceae. Bases 1 to 1098 code for a protein of 365 amino acids. The transcript has a single exon.